Messenger RNA from Daldinia childiae, 366 nucleotides. RefSeq lists its product as uncharacterized. The transcript has a single exon. The coding region runs from base 1 to 366 and encodes 121 amino acids. The record is from RefSeq and is a predicted model, not a curated record. Lineage: Eukaryota; Fungi; Ascomycota; Sordariomycetes; Xylariales; Hypoxylaceae.
AUGCAGAUCUCAACGAUUGUCGCAACUGCGCUGCUGCCUUUGUUGGCGGUAGCAGACCCUUCUACUACCACGUCUACCAUGACGAUGACAAAGUACAUCACUAUUCAGAAGGUUGUUGCCACUUCAAGUAUCUUCAGCAGCGCAAACUCGACUUCCGUCUACCAGCCUACCGGCACUAUUUCUUCUUCUUUCCACUCCUCCAGUAUCGCUCUUCCAACAACAACAACUGGCUCUGAUGGUACGCCUACAACUGUUGCGCCUACAGUCAGCCCUACCAUCGACAACAACAACAGCGGCGCAUCGCUUGGCUCUGCCCAUGUUGCGCUUGCGGGGUUGGCUGGCAUUGUUGUCGCCGCGCUGAUGUAA